AUGGAGAAGAUCCUGGUCUUGCUUGUCCUGUUAGCUGGUUGCUACUCUCAGCCUGAAGAUCAAACUGGUAGAGUCUUUAUCUUCCCAAGAAGAUCUGCUGUUGAUUACGUGAGACUCACACCGAGCCUCAACAGCACAGUCAAUGCCCUGAAAGCCAUAACCAUCUGCCAGCGGUUCCUCUCCAGUGAUAAAGACGGACAGACCUUAUUUUCAGUCGCUACUAAAUGUCAUCACAACAGCCCUUUGUUGUACAAAUAUGCAGAUAGAUAUGAAGUAUACAUGAGGGUCACUAAGGAUCCCCUAACUUUCUGGGGGUUGCCUAAUAACCUGAACGAAUGGCAUUCCUAUUGUUUCACUUGGGAGUCCAAUACGGGGCUGGUUCAGCUGUGGGUGAAUGGGGUGAACAGUGCAAAGCAGAUGGGGUAUAAAGGUGGGUCUAUUGAAGCAGCACCCAGCAUGAUCCUUGGCCAGGACCAAGAUUCCUAUGGUGGAGGCUUUGCCAAGAAGAAUGCCUUUGUCGGACACGUUACAGAUGUUCACGUGUGGGAUAAAGUUAUCUCAGACUGUGACAUCCGUGAUUUUACCGAGGGGUCUAGCUUCAAACCAGGAAAUGUCAUUAAUUGGCACAGACUUGAGUUCACAAUGGGUGGUGAGGUGGUCCUGGAGGACCAGCAAAAAUGCUGUGAAGAUGAGUGA
Megalops cyprinoides (Indo-Pacific tarpon) is the source of this 696-nucleotide messenger RNA. Its product is annotated as C-reactive protein-like. The record is from RefSeq and is a predicted model, not a curated record. Bases 1 to 696 code for a protein of 231 amino acids. NCBI's taxonomy places the organism in Eukaryota, Metazoa, Chordata, Actinopteri, Elopiformes, Megalopidae. The transcript has 2 exons.